Messenger RNA from Melitaea cinxia (Glanville fritillary), 917 nucleotides. RefSeq names its product peptidoglycan-recognition protein LB-like. The transcript is spliced from 4 exons. The record is from RefSeq and is a predicted model, not a curated record. NCBI's taxonomy places the organism in Eukaryota, Metazoa, Arthropoda, Insecta, Lepidoptera, Nymphalidae. Gene Ontology annotation, biological process: peptidoglycan catabolic process. The coding region runs from base 1 to 783 and encodes 260 amino acids. Gene Ontology annotation, molecular function: zinc ion binding; N-acetylmuramoyl-L-alanine amidase activity.
AUGUCCAUAAAUGCAACGAAGACCGUAAUUCUAGAGCAGGGCUACGCCUACCAGCCUUCUAUCUUGCUGGAAGGCGAACCCUUGAAAGAAGUCGACAAGUUCUGUUACUUGGGGUCAACUGUGUCGAACAAUCUUUCCAUUGACGGAGAGAUUGAUAUCCGCAUCGGCAAAGCGGCCACGACGUUCGGCAGGCUGCUUCCAAACGAAUCUGAAGGAAAUGAAGUUACCACGUACAACUUUCCCUUCAUAACACGAGCUCAAUGGAAAGCUAGACAGUCUAAGAAAACAUUGCCAUUGCCAUCUCCUGUACCGUACGUCGUGAUCCAUCAUUCGUAUAUGCCACCAGCAUGCCAUACCAGCGUGGAAUGCUAUCAAGCUAUGAAGAGUAUGCAGAACUUUCACAUGGACGACAGGAAUUGGUGGGACAUUGGAUAUCAUUUCGCUGUUGGGAGCGACGGUGUAGCUUAUGAAGGUAGGGGAUGGGGCAUCUUAGGCGCUCAUGCGUUACAUUUCAACAACGUAAGCAUUGGAAUAUGCCUCAUUGGAGAUUGGACAAAUACUGUACCACCAGCGCAACAACUUAAAACAGCACAAGCCUUGAUAGCAGCAGGAGUUGACAAGGGAUAUAUUAAGAGCGACUAUAAACUGGUGGGGCACAGGCAGGUUAGAGAGACCGAAUGCCCCGGGGAUGCUUUGUUCUACGAAAUACAAAGCUGGAAAAAUUACUCGCCGUUCCCCGCGUCUGUUGAUGAUUUACCACAAGUUAUUCAGUUAGGACGAUAGGAAGAAAACAUAAAUUCGAUAAGGAGAAAAUGAAGAAGUAAAAUGUUCCUUUUACGAGUAAUUUCGUUAAGUCAUUAAUAUUUAUUUUAGACGUAUUUUCCCAUUAUAUAAUUUUGUGAUAUGUAAAACGUAAU